Molecule: messenger RNA, 2745 nt
Organism: Brassicogethes aeneus
Lineage: Eukaryota; Metazoa; Arthropoda; Insecta; Coleoptera; Nitidulidae
Source: the annotation of a GenBank genome assembly
CGAAUAGGGGCCAGACCGUAAUUUGUCGCAUCUAAAUAGAAAAUGAUUGCAAAUUUAAAUUCUUACGAUUCAAUCUAUAAACAAGAUAGAUGCGUGUUUGUUUCUUUAAACUUGCUGGUUUUAUUGCGAGUUAUCGAAUUUUAUUAUUAUCCAAAAAAGACAAAUAUUCGUGCUGUUUACUGUGUUCAAUUCCAUAUCUAAAUGAGAUGUCUAGAACUUAAGUGAUUUUGGAAAAUUUUAUAAUCAGUUUGUGGUUGGUGAGAAAUGACCAUGUUGCACUCUGAAGAAAGUAUAAACGAGAAUAAUAAAAGUGCCCGAAGAAGAAAAACUGGGGUUUACAAAUUGGAACCAAAUGAUAAUGUCGUGUUUGAGAACCACAGGUUCCUUAGCACACUGGCUAUUGGAAAAAGGAAAAUUUCCGAAGAACUUUUACCGCCGGGAUCACACGGCAUCUUUCGGCAAAAACAGUCAUCAUGCGACCAUCACUUGACGUUUAGCGGAUACGCAAGAGCGGCAAAACAUUCGAUCGGUAAUAUCGGAAACAUUCUGUCAAGAAAGAUGGCGGCGUCGACUUCACAACCGUCAAUUCCCUGGCCAAAUACUAAGGAUGAUUACGAAUUGGGAAAAGUUAUCGGUGUGGGGGCCACAGCAACAGUACAUCAAGCCUAUUGCAAGCCAAGGAAUGAAAAAUGUGCCAUAAAAAAGAUAAACCUUGAAAAAUGGAACACCUCAAUGGACGAGCUAUUAAAAGAGAUACAGGCAAUGUCUAGCUGUAAUCACGAAAAUGUGGUAACUUACUACACCAGUUUUGUUGUUCGGGAUGAACUGUGGCUUGUGCUGAGACUUCUAGAAGGUGGAAGUUUAUUAGAUAUCAUUAGGCACAAGAUGAAAGCAUCAAAUUGUAAACAUGGUGUUUUUGAUGAAGCCACAAUAGCUACUGUUUUAAGAGAGGUGCUUAAAGGACUUGAAUAUUUUCAUAGUAAUGGUCAAAUUCAUAGAGAUAUUAAAGCUGGAAAUAUCUUACUUGGUGAAGAUGGCACAGUUCAAAUUGCUGAUUUUGGUGUUUCUGCCUGGUUGGCCACAGGCAGAGAUUUAUCCAGGCAAAAAGUAAGGCACACUUUUGUUGGAACCCCCUGUUGGAUGGCUCCUGAAGUUAUGGAACAGGACCAUGGUUACGAUUUUAAAGCAGAUAUAUGGUCGUUUGGCAUCACCGCCAUCGAAAUGGCCAGUGGUACCGCCCCUUACCAUAAAUAUCCGCCCAUGAAGGUACUUAUGUUGACCUUGCAGAACGACCCGCCGAAUCUUGACACCGGUGCUGAAGACAAAGAUCAAUAUAAGGCUUACGGAAAAACGUUUAGAAAAAUGAUCACUGAUUGUUUGCAAAAAGAAGCCUCCAAAAGACCGACUGCUUCUGAAUUACUAAAGCAUCCAUUUUUUAAAAAGGCCAAGGAUAAGAGGUAUUUGCAGCAAACGCUUGUUGCAAUUGGACCCAGUCUUGAAACAAGAGUCCAAAAGGCUUCGAAAAGGCAACCCGGCGCCUCCGGUCGCCUUCACCGGAAGGAAACCGGCGAAUGGGUUUGGUCGAGCGAGGACGAAGCCGACGACGGCGCCUCUAGCGAGAGCGAUUCGGAAUCGAAGCCGAUGAACACGCUCGUGUCAGCCGGAAGUUCCGGUUCCGAUCACGAGAGCAGCGAAGGCGACGCGCCACCCAUUAACUUAGUAUUAAGAAUGAGAAAUUCUAAAAGGGAAUUAAACGACAUCAGGUUUGAAUUUGCGGUUGGUAAAGAUUCAGCCGAGGGAAUCGCUUCGGAAUUGGUCGGAGCUGGCCUCGUCGACGGUAGAGAUAUACAAGCUAUAACUCAUAAUCUGCAGAAGCUGAUUGAAACGAGAGACACAAAAAAAGUAGUUACUUUUCCUUUGAACUCUGGAGUAAGUAAUCAGGAGACGCCUGACGAUAAGGCUUUGAUAGGUUUUGCACAAAUAUCAAUCACGGACUGAAUAAGACUGACUGCGUCUUCUGUAAGCAUCCCAUUUUUUCUCCUGGAAUCUACUGAUCAUUGUACAUAUAAUGUAGAUAGUUUUAAUAAAUCGAUUCCAACACGGUUUUUAUUUACAAUUACGCAAAUCAGCUACACUUUCAUUUAUUAUUUUUGAAAAUGUUAUAUUAUUAUGUUGUUUUUAUGAUGCAUUGGUGUUUUAAAAAAAGUUUUUAAUGCAGGAAAAUAUAUUCUGUAUAAUUGAUUUUAAUGUUUUCUUGCCGUAUUUUUAAUAGCUUUUUUAGAGUUGGGUAGCUACAAUUAUCCAACUUCAGUUUUUAAUAUGAUCAUUAGAUUUCAAGUUAUUGUACUUAAAUAGUUUUGAAAGGCAGGUACACAAGUGGACAGUUAUUGCAUAAUUUAUUAUGAAUUAUGAUUCAAAAAAUAUAUUAACUGCAUCUAUUGAAAUUAUUUUAUUUUAUAAUUGUCUAUGUUGUGUAUCUUUUUUGAAAGUGUAUUCUUGAUAUUUUUUAGAUUUGCUAUUCCUGUUCUUUAUUCCAAAUAUUUUCAUUAACAAUUUAGCUUUUAAGUAAACCAAAUUGCCUUUUUAGAAAUGUAAUUCGUAUUAGAUUUGGGUAAAAUUUAAAAGCUAUACCUAAACGUCAGUUAAAAAUUAAUAAGUGAAAGGCGAAUUUUUACAUUAACUAAAUUUUACAUUUUUAACAUAUUCAUGAAGUAAACAUUUUAUUUUACCAAAAUAAUAUUAUAU